AAGGGAAAAAUGGCAAUGCACUGAUUGACAAUGCACUGAAUUUCCCUUUCGCUCGUUUGUUUUAUUUUGAAUAGGAGUUCCGUUGUUUGAGCUGUUGGUUUCACUUUCCCCGGCAGAGAAUGUAAUUGAAUAUAGCUGCGUUGUCAAAAUAAAGGUAGCUUCCGUGAUGCUCCAAGCUAAUUACCGACAUUGCGAGCGAUUUGGAUUAUUACCGUUAGCUUUGCUGUCUGAUAAGAUGAAGAUAUUUUCGAUACUGUUGUUGCUUCUGUGCUUGUGGAGGAAUUCCACAGCUUCAUCAGAUCCUGAAGAAAAAACAGUUUGGUCAGGUGUACCUGUCAACUUUACCUGUCAACAGUCCAAGAAUGACAACCCUUGGUUUGGUUGGUACGUGAAUGGCGUUAUUAUUACAUCGAGUGAAGUGUCGUACAAGUUGUAUCCGUCGAGAGAGUCUGGCCCUUCAUGGGCCAGAAUCGAGUCCAGUAUUCUCCAGAUUACUCCCCUGAAGACCCAAACAAACUUGAACCUUUCAUGCAACAUUAUCUACCGAGCGGGAACAAGGAAAGAAGCGUGGAUGCUCAGAGUCUUGGAACAACCAUCACUCUUCGUCAGCAACUCUGGCUGCAGCGCGCCCCUAGAGGGAACUGUCUGCACAUUGAUAUGCCAAGCCAAUUACCAGACAAAUAUAACAUGGUAUAUAGACACCAAACGGAUACAAAAUGGCGUCGCAUCGGAACCAUCUUCGAUCGGAUCAACAAAUAUUUUGAAUAUCACAGCAAGUAGAAGGUACCACAAUCGCAUUUUAAGAUGUAGGGCGCCACAUCCUGAACUGACUGAGGCACUACAAACCAAGACUGUAUUGACCGUGUUGUAUCCACCAUCCAUCGUUUCAGGACAAACUAGCCAACCCCUGAGCACAACACUCUGGUGCGAAGCUGAUGCUAAUCCACCAGCUAACAUAAGUUGGAUAGACCCACGGAAGAACCACAUUCUCAGUGAGACAACAGUUCUUGGGGAUAACCCUCAAGGGCAGGGCAAUCUAACAAGAAGUGAAUUGCCGGUGGACCAUACCAAUACAGGCAACAGGGGUGUUUAUAAGUGCAUCGCACAAAACACAAUUGGCAGAGCUGAAGCUUUGAUUGACCUGUUUGUGACAGAUGGAAAACGUUUGUUCUACGUGAUUGGCUUGCCAUUGUUAAUUGGUAGCAUUUGUUGCUCCUGUUUUGCUGUGGUUGCCGUUUGCUACUCACGGUCUCAGAAGAAGAAGCAGAAAACAACUGAAAAUGACAGUGACCGUACAUAUGCCGUGGCUCAUCCUGAAGAGCCACGUGGUGUGGUCAGCAUUCUUGACUCUGUUAUGUCAACAAGAUCGCGGUCUGAACUGCCAGCAACUCCUAAACGUCAACAGUCGCCUGAUAUUUCCCGGAGACCGCGCAUGAGCCUGCCUCGUGUGUACUAGCCACGUGGUUGAAUUCGCUCAUGUUUCUGGCUACAUCAACAUGGCGCUACAACGGCUAAUGACUGGGAUGGGGCUUAGUAGAUAGACAUAGCUUGACUGAUGUCAUGACGUAAUUACAUGCGCAUACGUGGUGGAUUUAUCACUACUAAAUCCAGUUACCAAUAGCGUUUAUUGCAUAUUUAUUAUAAAUAAAUCUUGCCUGAAGAUUUCGUUGGUACAAUUUUACGUUGGGCACCAACGAAAUCUCUUGCUGACCUCUAUCCCCACCAGUGCCUGGUAUAGUUGAAAUUGUAAUGGCCUUGGCUUGUUUAAUGGGCAUUUUUUGAUGAAAUACACCGUGAAUAUGUACGUCAGUUUUACCCUCGUACCCAAUUUGUGACCCAUGCUACACGCCUUGAAUAUCGUUGAUAAAAUUAAGGCGAAAUAUCUAAAGUUGGGUUGAAUUGGAAGAAUCACUUGUGACGUCAUAUAUACCUCAGGAGUUAAUUACAGCCUCGAAGAUCAGACAUUUUCCUUAAUCGGCAGUCUCAAUCGUACAAGCGUAUAUGCAUUUCAGGACCAUGAAUUUGCAGUUAAUUUGCGGUUAAUUUGCAGUUUUACGGUGAAAUUGUUUUUUCGCUGCAACUUCAUGGCAGUUCACAUGGUGAAAACACCGUGAAAAUAAUUCCGGUUGUGACCCCUUGCCGACACCUUGAGGUCAAGUGAAAACACCGUGAAAAUGCAGUGAGCCCAUCCAGGGGGCCUUCCUCAUUAAAUUUGCGGUGGGGCUAAUCCUUUAAAUGCUUUACGGACCCAUUAUCUGAAUCCCUUAUAAAAAGUACCAUUACCUGUCUUCUUACUGUGGUGGUGACAGGUGUAAAUGUACACUGAACACCCCAAUCACAAUGUUCGCAUCCUUGCAAUGUAGGGCCUACAUGUAAUCUCGGCCAGGUUGUUCAUACACUACAUCAUGGCCUGUAGCUGAAUGAGAACAUUGUAGGGACUUCAGCAAAACGACUCCCCACAAAUUAUGUCACCUCACAGAAACAUUUAUUUCAAUUUUCUGGCAUAUCUGUGAUUUAUUUUUAAUUUGCUUGAGUAGAAUUAUACUC
This is a messenger RNA of Acanthaster planci (crown-of-thorns starfish), 2547 nucleotides long. Its product is annotated as cell adhesion molecule 2-like. NCBI's taxonomy places the organism in Eukaryota, Metazoa, Echinodermata, Asteroidea, Valvatida, Acanthasteridae. The record is from RefSeq and is a predicted model, not a curated record. Gene Ontology annotation, cellular component: plasma membrane; cell-cell junction. Gene Ontology annotation, molecular function: cell adhesion molecule binding. Gene Ontology annotation, biological process: cell-cell adhesion.